AGAGGUAGUGGUUGCCCUUUCUAGCAAAUCCGACGACCUCAUCGAGCCCCGUCUCUCUCCCUCAGUUACCUAGAGUUAUUUCCCUUGCUUAACAUGGCUGUUUUCUCUGGAUGUUGGCCUCCGACGUUCUUUUCCCCUGUUGCUCUUUUGCCGUGCAGCCACCGUAAAUGUGUGAAGUUGUGUGACAACCAUGUUAAUGUGUAUCAAUGAAGAAACCACAGCUUUUCAAACUCUUGGUGGGACUCAGUUUAGUGUUUCUGCUCUUUCAGUUUUUUCUCAUCCGUAUCUUCUGGAAACGUGAUGAUACCCGGAAUUCGGUAAAUUCUGAAAACCUGAUCUAUACAUCUGAAGAUAAACAUCAUGUACAGAAAACACAGUUUCCAAGAGAGGAUGUUGCAAAAGUGUUUCUUAGUGUUUGUGCUGAGCUGAAAGUUCCAGUUUUCUUACUCGAUGCCGAUAUUUUGAGCAGCCUCAGUCCCGACAAAGCAUCUCCAGUCUCCAUCAACUAUAACUGUCAGUUGAACUGUCGGCCACAUGUUACUUUUGGAGUGAACUUUAAGUACUGGGACAGUCAGGGUAUUACUCAAAUGUUAAUAAGUGAUUUCUUCAUCCAUAGUAUUAAACAAGCUGAUCCACGUUUUCGUCAUGACACCAUCCCAACUCAUUUCUUUUUGUAUCCACGGAACGCCCAACGCCACACUGUUAUUCAAGUUGUUAUGUUUCACAUUCGGCUUGGUAGUUACUUCUGGCAUGGAGCAAUUAGUCCGCUUUCUCGACUCAACAGUGUUCUGCCAUCGAAAGCUCAUGGGGACAUCGUUUAUGGCGUUCAUGCUGGAGCAUAUGAAAAGUUUGAAUUGGAUGAAGCCCAGGUUGACAAUAUGACUGUCUACGUUCCUCAGCCUCCUGAACAAUUCUUAAAACAAAUUCCUCAUUCAAAAUUUAUUGAAUGCAAUAGCACACGUGCCAGGAAAUUUGUGGCUAUGUAUGGAUUAGACAACUCAGAAGCCAGCCAAAAGUUCCAGAGGAAAGCUCGUCAGGUGUUAGCUAAAACCAAACAUCUUUUGGACAGUUUGGAAAUCAGAUUUUGGCUCAGUAGUGGAACAUGUUUGGGUUGGUUCCGACAAUGUGGUAUAAUUCCUCAUAGUAAAGAUGUAGACAUUGGCAUUUGGAUAAAGGAUUACAAUCCACAGUUGAUUCCAACAUUCCAAGAAAAUGGUUUUGUUCUCAAACUCAUGUUUGGUAAAGUAUCUGAUAGCUUUGAGUUGUCAUUUGCUACAGGGGACAUCAAAUUAGACAUAUUUUUCUUUUAUGACACCCCAAAAUAUAUGUGGAAUGGUGGUACACAGGCCAAGACAGGAAAGAAACUUAAGUACAUAUUUUCUAGAUUUACUCUCUGCUGGAGUGAGUUUUUAGACCUGUGGAUUCGAGUUCCCUGUGACACACUAUCUUAUAUUACAGCGAAUUAUGGUAAAGACUGGUUCAAACCAGUUAAAGAAUGGGAUUGGAAAAAAAGCCCUUCGAAUGUUCAUGACAACGGAGUCUGGCCUGUUGAAGAAUGGGACACUGUAAUUCAAAGAUUUUGAAGAAUCUUUAUUGAAUAUUUAUUAUUCAAAUAGAUUUUAAUUCAUUUAUUCAAGAUGAACUGUUUUGUUUUUUUUUUCUUUUUAUUGAAAAAGUAUUUAAA
This is a messenger RNA of Octopus sinensis (East Asian common octopus), 1684 nucleotides long. RefSeq names its product fukutin. NCBI's taxonomy places the organism in Eukaryota, Metazoa, Mollusca, Cephalopoda, Octopoda, Octopodidae. The coding region runs from base 207 to 1583 and encodes 458 amino acids. The record is from RefSeq and is a predicted model, not a curated record. The transcript has 9 exons.